Molecule: messenger RNA, 6730 nt
Organism: Nerophis ophidion (straightnose pipefish)
Lineage: Eukaryota; Metazoa; Chordata; Actinopteri; Syngnathiformes; Syngnathidae
Gene: cdkn1bb
Product: cyclin dependent kinase inhibitor 1Bb
Exons: 3
Coding region: 3263-3778 (171 amino acids)
Biological process (GO): negative regulation of cell population proliferation; regulation of cell cycle; G1/S transition of mitotic cell cycle
Cellular component (GO): nucleus; cytoplasm
Molecular function (GO): protein-folding chaperone binding; cyclin-dependent protein serine/threonine kinase inhibitor activity
Source: RefSeq, a predicted model, not a curated record
CAGAUGAUAUGAUAAUCUUGUUUUUUUUAUUGCAGACUAAUUUAAACAUUUCUUCUAUGUAGCAUUUAGUGAGAUGCCAGUUUCAAUGCUCAAAAUUAGCCCAAGAAGAGAUAUAAAUACUAACACAUAUUUAAAGUGAAUAUGUGAAGGCAUGGGGCAAACAUCCUCCAAAUUGUUUUUCUAGAAUUUUAUUUCAGACUAAUUUAAAAUAUCUCUUUGUUGUGUAGCAUAUAGUGUGAUGUUAGUUUCAAUGCUCACAAAAUGAGUCUGAGAUAUAAAUACUAACACAAUUUGAAAUGCAAUAUGUGAAAGAAUGGGGCAAACACCCUCCAAAUAUAUUUUCAAUACUUUUAUUGCAGACUAAUUUAAAACAUCUCUUUUGUGUAGCAUUUAGUGUGAUACCAGUUUCGAUGCUCACAAAAUUAGUGAGAUAUAAAUAUUAAUACAAUUUCCAAGGCAAUAUGUGAAGGCAUGGGGCAAACAUCCUCCAAAUUAUUUUUAUAUACUUUUUAUUGCAGACUAAUUUAAACAUCUUUUUUGUGUAGCAUGUAGGACUGGGUGAUGCCAGUUUCAAUGCUCACAAAAUGAGUCUGAGAUAUAAAUACUGAUACAAUUUCAAAGGCAAUAUGUGAAGGCAUGGGGCAAACAUCCUCCAAAUUGUUUUUCUAUACUUGUAUUGCAGACUAAUUUGAAAUAUCUCUUUGUUGUGUAGCAUGUACAGUGAUGCUAGUUUCAAUGCUCAAAAAAGGAGUCCAAGAAGAGAUAUAAAUACUAACACAAUUUCAAAGUGAAUAUGUGAAGGCAUGGGGCAAACAUCCUCCUAACUGUUUUUCUAUACUUUUAUUGCAGACUGAUUUAGAAUAUAUCUUUGUUGUGUAGCAUAUAGUGUGAUGUUAGUUUCAAUGCUCACAAAAUGAGUCUGAGAUAUAAAUACUAAUACAAUUUGAAAAGCAAUAUGUGAAGGCAUGGGGCAAACAUCCUCCAAAUAUAUUUUCUAUACUUUUAUUGCAGACUGAUUUAAACAUGUCUGUUUUUGUGUAGCAUGUAGUGUGAUGCCAAUUUCAAUGUUCAUAAAAUGAGUGAGAUAUAAAUACUAAUACAAUUUCAAAGUGGGGCAAACAUCCUCCAAAUUGUUUUUCUAUACUUUUAUUGCAGACUGAUUUAAAUAUCUCUAUUUUGUGUAGCAUAUAGUGUGAUGCCAGUUUCAAUGCUCACAAAAUGAGUGAGAUAUAAAUACCAAUACAAUUUCAAAGUGAAUACGUGAAGGCAUGGGGCAAACAUCCUCCAAAUUGUUUUUCUAUACUUUUAUUGCAGACUAAUUCAAAAUAUCUCUUUGUUGUGUAGCAUGUAAAGUGAUGCUAGUUUCAAUGCUCAAAAAAGGAGUCCAAAAAGAUAUAAAUACUAACACAAUUUCAAAGUGAAUAUGUGAAGGCACGGGGCAAACAUCCUCCAAAUUGUUUUUCUAUACUUUUAUUGCAGACUAAUUUAAAAUAUCUCUUUGUUGUGUAGCAUGUAAAGUGAUGCUAGUUUCAAUGCUCAAAAAAGGAGUCCAAAAAGAGAUAUAAAUACUAACACAAUUUCAAAGUGAAUAUGUGAAGGCAUGGGGCAAACAUCCUCAAAAAUGUUUUUCUAUACUUUUAUUGCAGACUGAUUCAAACAUGUCUUUUUUGUGUGUAGCAUUUAGUGUUAUGCCAGUUUCAAUGCUCACAAAAUGAGUGAGAUAUAAAUACUAAUACAAUUUCAAGGGCAAUAUGUGAAGGCAUGGGGCAAACAUCCUCCAAAUAUAUUUUCUAUACUUUUAUUGCAGACUAAUUUAAAACAUCUCUUUUGUGUAGCAUUUAGUGUGAUGUUAGUUUCAAUGCUCACAAAAUGAGUCUGAGAUAUAAAUACUGAUACAGUUUCAAAGACAAUAUGUGAAGACAUGGGGCAAACAUCCUCGUAAUUCUUUUUCUAUUGUUGUAUUGCAGACUAAUUUAAACAUCUUUUUUGUGUAGCAUGUAGGACUGGGUGAUGCCAGUUUCAAUGCUCACAAAAUGAGUCUGAGAUAUAAAUACUGAUACAGUUUCAAAGGCAAUAUGUGAAGGCACGGGGCAAACAUCCUCCAAAUUGUUUUUCUAUACUUUUAAUGCAGACUAAUUUAAAAUAUCUCUUUGUUGUGUAGCAUGUAUAGUGAUGCUAGUUUCAAUGCUCAAAAAAGGAGUCCAAGAAGAGAUAUAAAUACUAACACAAUUUCAAUGUGAAUAUGUGAAGGCAUGGGGCAAACACCCUCCAAAUAUAUUUUCUAUACUUUUAUUGCAGACUAAUUUAAAACAUCUCUUUUUUGUAGCAUAUAGUGUGAUGUUAGUUUCAAUGCUCACAAAAUGAGUCUGAGAUAUAAAUACUGAUACAGUUUCAAAGGCAAUAUGUGAAGGCAUGGGGCAAACAUCCUCCAAAUUGUUUUUCUAUACUUGUCAGGAUUUUUAAGGUGGAGUUUUUUUAAAGAGAUUAUUUUCAUUGAUAAGAUGUUGUUGUGAACAUAAAUUCAAAGCUUAAAGUAUGGCGUUUAUGUAUCCUCUCAGGAACCACGUACAAAUAAAUCAAAGAAACUGGGGAUUAUAAUGCAAAAAUGUAUUUGUAAGUAAUAUACAGAAAGGUUUAAGAGUGUGGUUAGUAUAUGCAUUCCGAUGGUUUCAAUCAAAGCAAAGCAUGGCAAUACAACUUUAAACCGCACACCCUUCAAGGGAUUUGAUAUGCGGGUUUAACAACUAUUUAAAACCAAAAACAUUAUUUAUUCAGAUGUGUUUUACAAGCGUGUAGGACAACGUGAUCAAACAAAAACAAGGCGGUGGUCUGCCUUAACUCCUUCAGUCCACCUUAAGAAAGGGGCGGGCACACAAUGCUUCAACCAAUAAGCGUCCGUCCUUCUAUUUGAACAGCGCCCGUGUGUCAAUCAUUGCCAUGACCCCGCCCUCCCUUCUAGCGCUCUCUGUCAAGCUUUCAAACGCAAAGUGUUUUUACUCAGUCGCCAUAUUGGCUGCGGGGAAGGACCGAGAGUGACGAUAAGCGGCUGCGAGUUACGCUCAGGCGACCCCUGCAGUUGUUGACGUUCGCAUGGCUUAAAAGUGUUUCUCCACCCCAGACGACGAUUUUUUUGGGGGGGGAUAUUACCCAGCAAGGAUAGUUCGGUUUGUUUUUUUGUAUUUUUUUUUCGCCAAAAAACUGGACGCUCCCGGCUUUUUUGUGUGGUUUUCCCGUGUCUUGUCGGUGGUGGAGGCGGGGAAACAUGUCGGAUGUUCGACUAUCCAGCGGCAGCCCGACCUUGGAGCGGGGCGAGCCGCGCGUACCGGAUCACCCCAAGCCGUCCGCCUGCCGGAACCUCUUCGGCUCGGUGGACCACGACGAGCUGCAGCGGGAUUAUAAUGCACACCUGCGGGAGAUGGAGCAGGCCGCCGCCGCCAAGUGGGGCUUCGACUUCGCCGCGCACAGCUCGCUGGACACCGGCGAGAUCCACUGGGAGCGGCUGGACUGCCGCGACCUGCCCGACUUCUACUCUCGGCCGCCGCGGACGAGGCGGAGUCACCGCCUGGAUCUAACCGGGAAUCAUAGCUGUGUCGCGGCGGGGACCACCACCUGUGGGCCGGUGGAGCAGCGCAGGAAGAGACCCGCCUGUAACGAGCUCUCCAACACAAGCAAAAAGUCUCACAACAGCCCGGGGGCCGAAGUGGUGUGUCCGAGCCGGGGUCGCUCGGCUGAACACACGCCCAGGAAGAGCAGCGGCAGCCCAGGAAGGCAAACGUGAGACGAGCUGAAGAAGCGUGUCCGACAUUGGAAAGUCUUCAGUCGGUGUCGGGCAGACUCAUUUUAUUUGGGUGAUAUUUUAUUUUUUAAGCAUUUUUAAUUUUUAUUUGAUCUCAUUUUGGAAGAAAUUAAGUACACAUCUAAUGAGAAACAUAUCAGCUCUCCGUGAGGACGCUGUUGAAGCACUGAAUAACAAAAAAAAAAAAAAAAACCUUUAAAAAAACAAAAACAUUUUUCGGCACUCAAAAUGUUUCUUUUCCAGUUACUGCCUGUGAAAGCAGUGAUGUAGCAGCGUGCAAUUAGCUUCUUUUCUUUGUGUGUGUUUGUAUACUUACAUUUAUAUUUCUCUAUAUGUAGCACAUAAGAAAACAUUAUGAUUUGCUAAACAAAUCCUUUAUACUUAUAUAUUAUAUUAUUUUCAGAGAAAAAUGAAGGUGUGAAUUUUGAUUUGACUUGAAGGAUUGCAGCAUAGUUUGGUUUCUGUGCUGUUCUUCUUCUCUUUACUGAGAAGUCAGUCUUGGCACAAUUUAAAACAGGCGUGUCCAAAGUGUGGCCCCCGGGGGCCGUUUGUGGCCUACAGCUAUUUUUUCAUUUUAUUGGCCCUCCACAUAUUUGAAAAUGCAGUUACAAAAAAAUGAGCCAAAAAGCCAAUUUGUUCAAAUUUUUUGCAUUUUUUUUGUUUUUUAAAGCUAGAGUUAGGUUGAUGCUUUAGUUUGGGUUACACUUAGGGAUUUAUGGUCUUUUUCUACAAUGAUAAAAUAAAGAUACAAUAUAAAUGUAUAUAAUUUUAGGGGAGAAACUGCAAAUAACACAAAAGUGACAUCAAAGCUGUUUAUUUGUAUGUCUAGCUCAGGGGUCACCAACCUUUUUGAAAGCAAGAGCUACUUCUUGGGUACUGAUUAAUGCAAAGGGCUACCAGUUUGAUACACACUUAAAUAAAUUGCCAGAAAUAGCCAAUUUGCUCAAUUUACCUUUUUAAUAAAUAAAUAUAUAUAUAUAUAUAUAUAUUAAAAAAAUUAUAUUUCUGUCUGUCAUUCCGUCGUACAUUUUAUUUCUUUUUACAGAAGGUUUUUUUGUAGAGAAUAAAUGAUGGAAAAAAACACUUAAUUGAACGGUUUAAAAGAGGAGAAAACACGAAAAAAAUUAACAUAAAAUUUUGAAACAUAGUUUUAUCUUCAAUUUCCACACUUUAAAAUUCUAAAUUCAACUGAAAAAAAUGAAUAGAAAAACUAGCUAAUUCGAAUCUUUAUGAAAAAACUUAAAAUAUUAUUUAUGGAACAUCAUUAGUAAUUUUUCCUGAUUAAGAUUAAUUUUAGAAUUUUGAUGACAUGUUUUAAAAAGGUUAAAAUCCAAACUGCAUUUUGUUAGAAUAUAUAACAAAUAGGACUAAGCUAUAUUUCUAACAAAGACAAAUCAUUAUUACUUCUAGAUUUUCCAGAACAAAAAUUUUGAAAGAAAUUCAAAAGAAUUUGAAAUAAAAUUUAAAUUUGGUUCUGGAGAUUUUCUAGAUUUGCCAGAAUAAUUUUUUGGAAUUUUAAUCAUAAGUUUGAAGAAAUAUUUCACAAAUGUUCUUCGUCGAAAAAACAGAAGCUAAAAUGAAGAAUUAAAUUAAAAUGUAUUUAUUAUUCUAUACAAAUUGACUUAAAUUGUCAGGAAAGAAGAGGAAGCAAUUUAAAAGGUAAAAAGGUAUAUGUGUUUAAAAAUCCUAAAAUCAUUGUUAAGGUUGUAUUUUUUCUCUAAAAUUGUCUUUCUGAAAGUUAUAAGAAGCAAAGUAAAAAAAUGUAUUUAAACAAGUGAAGACCAAGUUUUAAAAUAUUUUCUUGGAUUUUCAAAUUCUCUUAGAAUUAAAAAUGUCGAGCAAAGCGAGACCAGCUUGCUAGUAAAUAAAUUUAAAAAAUAGAGGCAGCUCACUGGUAAGUGCUGCUAUUUGAGCUAUUUUUAGAACAGGCCAGCGGGCGACUCAUCUGGUCCUUACGGGCGACCUGGUGCCCGCGGGCACCUCGUUGGUGACCCCUGCUCUAGCUUAUUAGAUGACUUUAAGCCUUUUUUAAAUUACAAACGGCCCCUGCCUCACUUAGUGGAAAAAAAGCACCCCUGAUUUCAAAAGUGUUCAAGUUAAACCUUCUAUAUCGCUCUUCAGUUUGUGGACAGUCCAUCUUCACACACCUUCAUGUUUCCUAACUUAGCAGUGAAGAACGGUACAAAAUGUAGCGACUAUUUUAUGUUCCCUUAGGACAAAAAAAACCCAAUUAUUUUAUUCUAUUUAAAAUCACCCUGUGGUUUGAGACGCUUGGAUUAACUUUGCUCUUAUUUUUGUGUCCCUUGCACACAUCAGCCUUUAUUUUAACGGUGCGAGGUACCCUUUUUUUUUUUUUUUUUUGAGAUGUUAAAAGACAAAAAUGAUUGGGUCUCAAUGCGGUUGUUUCACUUUUUAAAAGUCCUCAGUAACAGAAUGUUUCUUACAAGACCAAACUGAUGGCUGCCAAGUGCUUUUUUUUUGUUUGACUUCACAUAGUUUGACUUUGUGAUAACCUUGAUAUAUUCUAAUCAUGUUUAGCCUGCUGAGGAUUCUCAAGUUGGCCUUUGAAAAAAUAAUAAUAAAAAUUAAGAAAAAUUCCUUUUUUGCCCUCAGUAACAGCAGCUUGUCUCAGAAAUGCAGUCACCCGUGUACAUAUUUGCAUUGUACAUAAUUUUGUAAAAAAAAACACUGAGAAAUUAUACUAACUUAUUUAUGUCAAACAUUUUUUUUAAUGUAGAUUUUUUUUUUUUAUUCACGGUUAUCCAAAGUGGCAUUUACCUUAUUUGUAAUAUUUUUUUUAAAGCAUAGUUGUAGUGUUUUUUUUUUUUCCAACAAGGUUGCAAACUGAGCCCAAUUUAAUAUUUGAUGUGCAUUUUUUUGUAAUGUGUGGUCAUAAAUGUGUUGCAAUCAAUAAAAAAAAAAAGUUCAAUUACA